CUGGCGUACAGGCGGGUCUUUCUCAAACCACUCCGUCCUGUGUUUGUCUCUCAGCAACAGAAAGAAGCCCUUCUCAUGAAGAUGUAGCUUCAGGACAAGUUUUCUUCUCUCCACCGAACUCUGCUUCUAAACAUUAUGGCGUCGAGAAGAACAACAAUAGCACCAAGUGCUUUAAAAAUCACCGACGCUUUAAGCUCGAAAAGUGGGAGCAAUGCGAAUAAAACCAGCAGCAGCGGGACCGCUAAGAGAAGUGUCAAGACAAGUGGAACCAUAGUCAAGUCUCGAUAUAUGCAGUCUGCUGAGAAGUCAUCACUUUCGAAGAGUAACUCGCUGACCAACGAGUCUAGUGCCGGGCCACUGAGGCCUAUCUCACCUAAACCCAGUGGUGUCAGACCAAAGCUGGGCGUAUCACCAAGACGCUCCAUGGCCCCACAGGCUCUUGCAACAUCCAUCAUGUCACGGGAAACAGAACCGUCACUGCUCGGGGAUAGUAUUCUACAGUCUACUUUCUCAGCUGGACCCUGCUUUCGACCAGAGUUUGAUAUUUCAGUCAUUAAAGAGAAAACAGUGGUGGAAAAAGCAGCAGAACCCGAGAGACACCCAGAAGAGGAGAAGAGGGACAUUGAGUUGCAAACGUUACGGCUGGCAUACCUCACAGCUAAGAUGGAGAGCAAUACUGCAAAACUCAAAGCUGAGGCAGAGGCAAAGAUCCUGCAGAUAAUGGAGGAAGAUGAGGCGCUGCAUAAAGACGUCCAUGAGAAGAAGCGCCAGUACCUGCUCGCAGAGAAGAACAGGCUGAUGAAUGAGUUGCUGGACUUGCAGAUUGCUGCACUGACUCCUGUGGCAGAAGCUGCUCAGCAGUUCACAGAGCACUACAACUCGUUUGCAACCGCUGUUGACACCACCAGACAUGAGCUGCCUGUCAAGAACUUCUACAUUGAUGGAGACCGAAGGGAAUUUCUAGAUAAAGCUGAGGUUUGCCUGAAGGAGAGUGAGCAGCUAUUGCUGGGCUGUACAGAGGGAGAUUAUAAGGACAACAGCACCUCUCUUGAGUGCCUCAGGAACAUCAAAAUGACAUCAAAAGACAUCAGCCAGCAGCUUUCAGGUGCAUUUUCAGAGCUGCUGGAGCUGUCUUCAUCAGCCUGUCGACAUACCAUCCUCGUCAAGCAGGCCGCGGAGGAAGAGCAGCUCGGUCCUGCAAGAACCCACGAGCUCUACUGCCCCAAACAGUGACAAAGUCCACACAGCAUGGGAUACAAAGCAAAUGCACUUUGAUAACCCCAAUUGCCUUUGUGCCAUUUGUGACAUUGUGUACUGUCAAAUGUUUUUGUGUGCUGUAUUAUGAAUUUGUAAAUGUAAAUAUGAAGUGCAAAAACAAUGACU
Molecule: messenger RNA, 1383 nt
Organism: Limanda limanda (common dab)
Lineage: Eukaryota; Metazoa; Chordata; Actinopteri; Pleuronectiformes; Pleuronectidae
Gene: haus8
Product: HAUS augmin like complex subunit 8
Exons: 10
Coding region: 136-1233 (365 amino acids)
Biological process (GO): spindle assembly; centrosome cycle
Cellular component (GO): cytoplasm; nuclear microtubule; centrosome
Molecular function (GO): microtubule binding
Source: RefSeq, a predicted model, not a curated record